UCUUUGCGAUCUCUCCCUAGAGAUAGUCGUCGCCGCUGCCGAGCCAAGUUCCGGCGAAUGGUAGCUAUUCGCACUCUUCCGGCGACAUCGGUCGCCGCGACCUCGCCUCUCCAUUUUCCUCUAACAUAUAGUUAGGGCAAAGGUCGAGCCCUAGUUCUUCUCUGUUCGGUACAACCCAGCCGUCGCCAUCUCAGGGAGACCGGCGAGCUGCGCGACCUAGAGCCCGCCCAUCGUUGUUGGUGGUCCGAGGAUCGGCGAGCCUAUGGUGUUCUACGGCCGAUUCUCUUCUCAACUCCACAUAUAUAAAAAAUCAAUUCCUACCCCCCAUCAAAUUUCCCCAAAUUGAACCUGGAUCCAGACCUUACUCUGCCUCGCUCCACCUCGGUCGGCCUCGCUCUGACUUGCACCGCCUGCUCCUGGAAUAUUGACGCCAAAUCCUAGAUUUGUGGCCAUGCUGUGAUGAAGAGAAGAAACGGGUCAGAAAGAUGGGCUAGGGUUUUCCAGACUCCAGUCUUCGCGCGCCUCCACGAUCUGCCGCGCCGCUUCCUUUUCAGACCGCCGUUCGUCUGUCCACUGGCAACUCACGCACACCGCACACACACGGUUGUAUGCCUUUGAUGUCCACUGCAACUCUUUCUUCCCUAUGUUCCUGUUGCUUUAUGUUGUUCAUUAUUUUAUAUCACCACUUUUGGUUGCUCAUGGUUUUAUACCCGUGUUACUGUCAAAUUUGCUCUUCAUGGCAGCCAUUUCCUAUUAUCAUUACCUAAAUUUUUUAGGUUAUGCAGAGUGUAGAAUCUAAAUACUCCCCUGCACAGAAAGCAACUAUUGUUGUGUUUACUAGGUCUACAGAGACUGGUCUUUUGAAGGGAUUCCGUUCAGAUGCAAAAGAAUCACAUGUAUCUGCUCGAGUUAUGUUGGCAUCAAACCAAGUUGGUUGUCUAUUGGGAAAAAGAGGUGCAAUAAUUUCAGAGAUGAGAAAGAUGACUGGUACUAGCCUAAGGAUCAUUGGGGGCGACCAAGGUCCAAAUUGUGCCUCUGAAAAUGAAGAGGUUUUACAGGGGAUUAUCUCUCACAUUCUCUAUUCAACAAUAUAGAAUGAAUUUUGAGCGUGCGCAGGCUGAGAUUGCUAAGAUACGAGAACUGGAUGAUGACGAGAACACUGAUACUUCUACUGAGAAUUUUGGAGAUUGAUGCAGAUAGACCACUUGAAGGAGAGCGUUGGUGGUUAAAAGCAGAAGAUCCUUUUCAAUGUUUGGCAGCAUGCAUUAACCUUGCUGAGGCCCUUAGAAGUCCAUCUCCCGAGACAAUAAUAUCUCAUAUUCCAGUCCACCAAGAUGGUUCUUGCAAUGGUUUACAGCAUUAUGCUGCCCUUGGUAGGGAUAAGCCAGGGGCAGCUGCUGUUAACUUGGUUGCUGGAGAAAAGCCCGCAGAUGUUUAUUCAGGAAUUGCUACGAGGGAUGUUACUUUCAAAAAGGGAGGAAGAUCAAGAUGGAGAUGAGCGCGAAGGAAGCCUUUGAGAGGUCGAUGAGGACUUUGUCGGAGUGGAUAAGCCAGAAAGUGAAUCGAAAUAUGUAAUGAUCUUAGAUACUUGAUACUUGGUUCAUUCGGAUGAUAAUGUACGAAUAUUUUGGAUAAUAUAUAAUAUUGUUAUUGUUGAUUUUAUCA
Molecule: messenger RNA, 1665 nt
Organism: Salvia miltiorrhiza (redroot sage)
Lineage: Eukaryota; Viridiplantae; Streptophyta; Magnoliopsida; Lamiales; Lamiaceae
Product: DNA-directed RNA polymerase 2A-like
Exons: 10
Coding region: 1145-1498 (117 amino acids)
Biological process (GO): mitochondrial transcription
Cellular component (GO): mitochondrial DNA-directed RNA polymerase complex
Molecular function (GO): DNA-directed RNA polymerase activity; DNA binding
Source: RefSeq, a predicted model, not a curated record